UGCCCCUUUCUGUGAGGCAUAAAUUCACAGUCAUAUAAAUAGAGUAACCUUCCCAACAACGGAGUGCAGAUCUUCGAUUUAGGAGCAAUAGGCUGUUGGAUACUGAGGAGGAGGUUUUGAUCAGCUCAGAUUUAUCAGAGAGACGAAAACAUUUAAUUAAACUUUGCUGGCAAACAAAGUGGCCGCAUUUAGUCUUAAAGACUGACGUCAUUUCCACAGGUUGAGAUUGUGUUGCUCAUGAGCGCAUCAGGGUUAACAACAGUUGAGAGGCUCAUCUUUAUCUGCGAUCUAGUGAACAGUGAGACUUCGGCGAAAGAAGCAAGGGGCAUUGAGGCGUUCAGUUUUUGAAGGGUCCUCAUUUGGAAAGAAAAUAGCCAUGCUGUGAAACUCAGACACACAAAUUCUGAGAAGACUUUUGGGAGACACGCUUUCCAUUUAUCACCUGAUAAUAUUUCAACAGUCAGUCAGCUUGGAACCAGUAAAAUCUCUGUUAUGAGUCUGAGACAUCUCAAUUCAGAAAUGACAAUGGAGGACAGAAGCAGCCGCACCGGCGUCAAAGAAAGGCUGGGACUGAGCUUCACUAUUGACUACCUUCUGUUCAAUAAAGGAGUCAAAGGUUCUAAAGAGGAAGCGACAGGAAGUCGUACGGCAGAGCAGACGGCGAACAACAUGCUAAAUCAUCAGAAUCCUAAACCCGAAGAGGUGGGGAUUCACUCCGAGAUACAGGAGAAGCAGCUACAGAGGUCAGGGGUAGACACUGAAGAAAGGAAAGUCAAGGAGGAGAAGGGGGAUGAAGAGCAACAAGAGGAGGGGGAGGAGGAAGUGACCACCAAUACGUCUGUCAGCAGCAGUCCAGAGAAGUCUGUGGAGAAACCCAACCAGUCGUACAUUGCACUCAUCUCCAAAGCAAUCUUGGCUUCCGAGCAGAAGAAACUGCUGUUAUGUGACAUCUACCAGUGGAUCAUGGACCACUACCCUUACUUCAAGAGUAAGGAUAAAAACUGGAGGAACAGCGUGCGUCACAACCUGUCCCUGAACGAUUGCUUCGUCAAAGCAGGCCGCAGUGACAAUGGAAAAGGCCACUUCUGGGCGAUUCACCCGUCAAACUAUCAGGACUUUUUGAACGGGGACUAUCACUGCCGGAGGGCACGGCGGAGGGUACGCAGGGUGGCAGGACAGGUCCCCCUGUCCUCCCUGAGCUCACCCUACCACCCUACCUUUGCCCACUCACACAGAACAACCUGUUGGUGCUGUCCUCAGGCCCCAGUACUCCCUUUGUCCGGCUUAACACCCAGACUCUACUGGCCUUGGUCCCGUGUGCAGCCACGAAUGGGGUUCCAUCCGGGCCUACAUGCCUCUGUACCCUAAGAGUGAACAGUUAAUAUUUUUGAAGGAUUCUGUACUCACACUCACCGUUUUGGCUAAUGAUUAUGUCAUUAGGUGAUGUUACACAUAUCACAUCACAUUUUCAGCUUUGUAAGGUCAAAAUGAUUUUAGGACAUUCAAUUAUUAAAUAAAAUGUAUGGACCUUUUAAAGAUACUACACUUCUUUCAUUUGU
Messenger RNA from Lates calcarifer (barramundi perch), 1559 nucleotides. RefSeq names its product forkhead box protein unc-130-like. The transcript has 2 exons. Gene Ontology annotation, biological process: anatomical structure morphogenesis; cell differentiation; regulation of transcription by RNA polymerase II. Gene Ontology annotation, molecular function: DNA-binding transcription factor activity, RNA polymerase II-specific; RNA polymerase II cis-regulatory region sequence-specific DNA binding. Lineage: Eukaryota; Metazoa; Chordata; Actinopteri; Centropomidae. The record is from RefSeq and is a predicted model, not a curated record. Bases 493 to 1368 code for a protein of 291 amino acids.